Molecule: messenger RNA, 1407 nt
Organism: Yamadazyma jaroonii
Lineage: Eukaryota; Fungi; Ascomycota; Pichiomycetes; Serinales; Debaryomycetaceae
Source: the annotation of a GenBank genome assembly
AUGUUAUUCUUAUUAUUCCUUAUUAAUUUAGUUUUAUCUGCUCCAGUUAAAUACGUUACUAGAGUUCAUACUGCCAAUCCAGUCACUGUCACCAAUACUUAUACUACCGGUACUACUACCGUUUAUUUACCACCUGUUGAAAUUUUCGUCUCAAAUGGUGUAUCUUACACUUUUACUAAAACGGAAAGUCCUGCUGGUCAGCCAACUACUAUAACCAGUGUUUAUAACGAUCCUGCUUCUGCUGAAACCCAACCUGCUGAAACUACUGAAGCUGCUCCAACCACUGAAGCUGCUCCUACUACUGAAGCUGCUCCUACUACUGAAGCCCCAACUACUGAAGCCCCAACUACUGAAGCCCCAACUACUGAAGCCCCAACUACUGAAGCCCCAACUACUGAAACUCCAACUACCGGAGCUGAAACCACUCAAGCUGAAACUACUCAAACUCAAAAUACUCAAAUUAAAGCGGUUGAUCCAACCACUUUAUCCACCUCAACUACAUCAACUUCAACUACUCCAGUCCCAACCACUACCUCCACUUCAAGUACUUCAUCUUCAUCCACCUCAACUUCCUCAACUUCAACCAGUCAAUCAGACUCAACUGGCCUUGCUGCUCCUUGGGGUAUUGUCUACUCACCAUACGCUGAUGAUGGAAAUUGUAAAACCUCCGAUGUUAUUAAUUCCGACUUGGAAUUGAUUUCCAGUAAAGGAAUUAGUCAUAUCAGAGUCUACUCAACCGAUUGUGGUACCUUAACUGCUGUUUUACCAAAAUGUGCUAGUUUAGGUAUUAAAGUCAAUCAAGGUUUAUGGAUGAGUAGUGCUGGUGUUGAUUCUAUUGACUCCCAAGUUAGUGAUUUGGUUACAUAUAUCAAAAAUAACGGUGAUGAUAUCUUUGAUUUCAUUACUGUAGGUAACGAAGCCAUUAUUGAAGGUUUCUGUACCGUUGAUGAUUUAUUAAGUAAGAUCAAAUCUGUCAAAUCCACUUUACAAGCCGCUGGUUACAAUGGUAAAUUCACAACUGCUGAACCUCCAGUCAGUUUUGAUAACAAUCCAUCAUUAUGUGAUUCUGAUUCCCCAAUUGAUUUCGUUUCAAUCAAUCCUCAUUCUUAUUUCAAUACCGAUAUUGAUGCUUCCCAAGCUGGUUCAUUCAUCAUGGGUCAAAAGCAAUUAGUUGAAAACACAUGUUCAGGUAAAUCUGUUGUUAUUACUGAAACUGGUUACCCAUCUCAAGGUAACACUAAUGGUUUAAAUGUACCAUCAAAGAAAAAUCAAGAUAUUGCUAUCAGAUCAAUUAUAUCUGAAACUAAUGGUGAAGUUACAAUUUUAACUACUUAUAAUGAUUUCUGGAAACAACCAGGUCCUUAUGGUAUUGAGCAAUAUUUUGGUUCCAUAACUUUAUUCAACUAA